GCUCUCACGGUGCUUUGGUUCUUCAGUUUGGCGGGCUUAGCCAACGCGGAUAGUCGUGUGUCGCGCUCUCAGUUCUCCAAUCCAGUUACGGCGUAGAGAUCGCGCGUAUUUCAACACUAUAAUAACAAACCAACCCCAACCGAUAGUUUAUGUGCCAAUCGUGAACGAUGUCAAUAAACCCAAGCUUUUUGUUGUACUUACAAUGCUUCAUCGCCGUAAACAUUUUAUUGAUCACAAUAGCGGAAGGCGGUGGUCCUCUCGGCACGCAUUGUCGGAAGAGCGCCGAGUGCAAUGUUUCAAAUUCUCACUGUGACAAAGGAGUUUGCUCUUGUCAACCUUAUUACGCCCAAGUUGACAACUACACGUGUCUUGAAUCAACGUUAUUGGGCUCCGAAUGCAUCGUGUCAGAGCAGUGCACCCUCAAAGUGGCGUUUAGCGCCUGCCUCGACGGCGUGUGUCGAUGCACCGACGGACAUUUACAAUUCAGAAAACAUACGUGCCUUUCUCCCGCUCCUCCAAGCCAUGUAUGCUAUAGCAAUGAGCAUUGCCGCUUAUGGGAUAAAGAGAGUCAUUGUGAAUUCGUAAUCCCAAAUCUUUUCGGACGGUGCGCGUGCAAUAUAUUUUUCAAACAAAUUGGAGACCGAUGCAUCACGCAGAAAAUACCAACGUUCUCCACUGAGGCAGUGGUCAUCGAUCAAAGUCUCAUAAAUCAACCUUUGGUCGUUGAAGCAUCAAAAGAAACUGAACAUAAUAUCCAAACACCAAUAAAAACUUUGAACUUACCUGCAGUUAUAAAUCCAGGCUCCCUUGAAACUUUUGUACCUCUCAGUGACUUAAUUGACUCUGAUGAGGUUGAACCGAGUAAGCUACCAACGAUUCCAGGCAAAAAUGAUGUGUUAACAACAGAAGAAGCGGGCAAUUCAUUGCUUCAAGCGGUCAUAAAGACACCUACACUAGAACCAGUAAAACAGAUGCCUGUCGCAAAUAGGAAGGAAGGUGAUCACAGUGAAGUAAUUCGAGUCGAAGAAAUGACAGCCAAUUUGCAUGCAAAUGACCAACCUGUGUACAGAGUGGUAACACAACCGACCACAGAAAAGAAAGCAAACAAAAAGAGCGGAGGCGUAAAGGAACAACAAACGAGUUCGGUUAAGCCUUUCAAAGGUGGACAUCCAAAAAAAUCUUCAUCAAAAGAUAAGAACCGUAUUCGCGCCGAAGUAUCCUCCGUGUUUUACCUUGGGCCAGCAUCUUUAGGCAUGCCCUGUAUAAGAGACUCGCAGUGCCAUCAAGUAGACGUGUACUCCAAAUGUGUAAACAAGCGAUGCGAUUGCGCGUACCGCACCAACUCGACAUCCGCGUGUUCGGCACGAAACAGAGGAUGUUUGCCGGGUACCUUCCAGUGUCGUUCAACUGGGGCGUGCAUCAGCUGGUUCUUCGUGUGCGACGGCCGUAAGGACUGCCCCGACGGCUCCGACGAGAAAUGCGAAGGCAGCGGGAAAGAUGGUGCGGGUGAGCGUUGCCCUAUGCACGCUUUCCGUUGCGGCGGUCCGGGCGGUCAGUGCGUGUCGCGUGCAGCGCGAUGCGAUGGCAGCCUGCAAUGCCCCGGCGGUGAGGACGAGAAAAACUGCAGGGCCACCAAGCGCAAGGGAUGCCCGCGUCAUACUUUCCGAUGCGGGUCUGGCGAGUGUUUACCCGAGUAUGAAUUCUGCAACGCGAUUAUCUCCUGCAAAGACGGUUCAGACGAGCCACCACAUCUGUGUAAUGAACAAUCAAGAUGGCGUGCGGCAGACUUCUGCCCGCUGCGAUGUGGCAACGGGCGCUGUCGCAGCACGGCUGUGGCCUGCUCGGGCCGCGACGGCUGCGGCGACAACAGUGACGAGAUUGCCUGCUCUGUUUGCAAAUGUCCAUCUCCAUCCAAAACGAAAGAAGAUUGAAAACUAUAAUUUCAUAUAAAAAAAUUGAUUUGAGUAAAUUUUCCCGUAUGGAUCUCAAUUUAACAGAGGAAUUAUAUAAAUUAAAAAUUACUUGUUGCAACAUUUAAUCCAGUGACUUUAACAUUAUUGUAUAAUUGUCUAGACAUUUAGUAGAAAAUA
Papilio xuthus (Asian swallowtail) is the source of this 2090-nucleotide messenger RNA. RefSeq names its product Ecdysone-inducible gene E1. The record is from RefSeq and is a predicted model, not a curated record. Gene Ontology annotation, molecular function: protein binding. The coding region runs from base 168 to 1931 and encodes 587 amino acids. NCBI's taxonomy places the organism in Eukaryota, Metazoa, Arthropoda, Insecta, Lepidoptera, Papilionidae. The transcript is spliced from 10 exons.